Molecule: messenger RNA, 1292 nt
Organism: Striga asiatica
Lineage: Eukaryota; Viridiplantae; Streptophyta; Magnoliopsida; Lamiales; Orobanchaceae
Source: the annotation of a GenBank genome assembly
CAAUAUUCUACCUAUAUAUACCCCCCUCAACACCCAAAAUCAUCACAUCACUCAUCUAACAAAUCAGUAUACUCACAGUUAAUUAAAUCUCUCUCCAAUCCAUGGCAAGCUUUGUGUUCUUACUCUCCAUCAUCACCAUCUCCCUAAUUUCCGCCGAAUGCAAGUUACUUAACGACACCUCGUCUAUUGCAAUAGCCGCUAGCGACUAUGGAAACAUGGUGCACGAAAACUCAACUUCCGUACUCUACCCUUCGUCAGACGCUGACAUCAUCAACCUUGUCAUGGCGACAUCAUCACCCUCGACUAUCGCUGCCCGAGGGCACGGGCACUCGGUCAGGGGGCAGGCCAUGACCUCGGGCGGCGUGGUGGUCAACAUGACUGGGCUCGGUGAGAAUAAUGGUGAUAGGAUAGUGAUUGGUGGGGAUUCUUUGUUCGGGUUUUAUGCGGAUGUUGGGGCAGAGCAGUUGUGGGUUGAUGUGCUAAGGGCAACGGUCAAGCGGGGGCUGGCGCCCGUCUCGUGGACCGAUUAUCUGUAUCUGACUGUAGGGGGGACACUAUCGAAUGCUGGGAUUAGCGGACAGUCGUUCUUGCACGGACCGCAGAUUGCGAAUGUUCUUCAACUUCAGGUUAUUACAGGUCAAGGGGAAAACCUCACUUGUUCACCAAACAAAAACUCCGAGCUAUUUCACGCGGUUUUGGGUGGUCUUGGCCAGUUCGGCAUCAUAACCAAAGCAAGAAUCAUCCUAGACAAAGCACCAACAAAUGUAAAGUGGGCAAAAUUGAUUUAUAGCAAUUUCACGUCAUUCACAAAUGAUCAAGAACGCCUCAUCUCAGGCAGCAACGCGAACUAUGUCGAAGGUUUUGUGAUUGUGAAUGCGAGUGAAAUCGAUCAAUGGAAUCCCCCCUUCUCAAUAUCACAAUCCAAUCGGUCCCGGAUUGUUGACUUGUUGACCAAUCAAAGCGUCCUUUAUGUAAUAGAGUUGGCAGUGUAUUAUGACAACCAAACUGAUUCUAAUACUAUUGAUCAGAAAUUUGAGACAUUGCUCAAGGAAUUGAACUUCAUCCCUGGACUCGAUUUCAAUACAGACGCGUCGUUGUUCGAUUUUCUACACAGAGUUGGAAACUUAGAUACUGUAGAAAUGGGAUCACAACUAUCUCAUCCGUGGCUUAAUCUCUUCAUAGCAAAAUCCGACAUUUUCAAAUUAAAUACACUCGUUUUGACCGGCAUGCUUCCUAGGCUUAACCAGACAUCAGGGCUCUUCAUUUUCUACCCACUAAACAAAAACAAGUAA